Messenger RNA from Lutra lutra (Eurasian river otter), 1942 nucleotides. It is a transcript of the gene GJB3, whose product is annotated as gap junction protein beta 3. The record is from RefSeq and is a predicted model, not a curated record. Gene Ontology annotation, biological process: cell communication. The coding region runs from base 355 to 1167 and encodes 270 amino acids. The transcript is spliced from 2 exons. Lineage: Eukaryota; Metazoa; Chordata; Mammalia; Carnivora; Mustelidae. Gene Ontology annotation, cellular component: connexin complex.
GUCUAGAGUGCCUCCCGCCCCUGAUCUCAUUGGAGCCUUCGCGCAGCCCUGCCCAUGGCCACCGAUGCCCCCAUUUCCCACAUGAAGAAACCGAGGCUCCGAGAAGCGACGGGGCCCUCGGAAGGCGGCCCCGGUAGCGGGUGGCCGCGGCACUAAACGCGGACCCCCGGCGGCCGGACGGGCUCCGAGGCUCCUCCCCGACCCUCCCUUCCUCCGCGCCGCCCCCGGGGCUGCACCCGCCGCCGAGUGUCCCGCCGCCGCUGCAGAGUCCGGCUCCCGCCUCCCAGCCGCCGCGCGGAGCUCCCGGACGCGGGCUCCCGGUGGGCACGGCCCCCGGCACCCCCGCCAGGCACCAUGGACUGGAAGACGCUCCAGGCCCUCCUGAGCGGCGUGAACAAGUACUCCACGGCGUUCGGGCGCAUCUGGCUGUCGGUGGUGUUUGUCUUCCGCGUGCUGGUGUAUGUGGUGGCCGCAGAGCGCGUGUGGGGGGACGAGCAGAAGGACUUUGACUGCAACACCAAGCAGCCGGGCUGCACCAAUGUCUGCUACGACAACUUCUUCCCCAUUUCCAACAUCCGCCUCUGGGCCCUGCAGCUCAUCUUCGUCACGUGCCCCUCGCUGCUGGUCAUCCUGCACGUGGCCUACCGCGAGGAGCGCGAGCGCCGCCACCGCCAGAAGCACGGCGACCAGUGCGCCAGGCUGUACGCCAACGCGGGCAAGAAACACGGUGGCCUGUGGUGGACCUACCUGUUCAGCCUCAUCUUCAAGCUAGCCAUCGAGUUCCUGUUCCUGUACGUGCUGCACACUCUGUGGCACGGCUUCGGCAUGCCGCGCCUGGUGCAGUGCGCCAACGUCGCACCCUGCCCCAACGUCGUGGACUGCUACAUCGCCCGGCCCACCGAGAAGAAGGUCUUCACCUACUUCAUGGUCGGGGCCUCGGCGGUCUGCAUUGUGCUCACCAUCUGCGAGAUCUGCUACCUCAUCUUCCACAGGGUCCUGCGGGGCAUGGCCAAGAACAAGUCCCCCAAAAGCCGCAGCCUCCCAUCCUCCACCAGCCGAGCCUCCACCUGCCGCUGCCACCACAAGCUGGUGGAGGCCGGGGAGCUGGGCUCCGACUCUGGUGAUGACAAGGGGCACGCGUCAGCGCCCACCAUGACCCCCAUCUGACCACAGGCUGGGGAGCAGCCCUGGGGCUACCAGGGGGGACAGGUGGGGCAGUACUGCACUGGUGGAGGGGCCCUACAGGUGCAGGGUGCACCCCCCUCCUUUUGAAUUCACUAAUCUAUCUAAUUUCAUUGCUGGCCGACUUCCUGUGCACUGGGCACUGUGCUGUCGACCUGGGUAAAAGUCUCCCAACCCAGAGCCAGGGGAGGCAGAGGUUGAAACAAGCAAAUUCACUACUGCAUGGAAGGGGACACUUAGGGGGCUCGCAGAGGGCUUCUGCCUGACCCAGGAGGAGGUGCUCAGGCCCAGCUUCACUGAGGAAGUAAUGUCAGAGAGGCAGGAAGUGCUUCUUAGCAGAGAGAACAGAGGUGCAGAGAGAAGCCUGGAGACCACAAAGAGGGAGAUGCUUGCCCUGGUUGGAUGCACCAGAUCCAAGGGAAUCUCCAUUUCCUUGGGAGGAGCACCCAGAUUUCUGGGGUGGGAAGGAGGUAGUCUCUAAGCAGUGGGAAGUCUGUAGGGCUAAGAGUGAGCUUGUGAGCAGGAGCGGGAGGAGGCUCUGCUGACACCAACCCCUCCUGAGAUAUGCAGGGACCUUCCCAGUCCCCACUGCCUUCAGGGGAAGCCCCCUUCUGCCUAGUCUUCCUCCCCCCAGGUUCAGAUAACUUUGCUCCCAUCUUCUCCCCACAAAUGUGCUCAACUUGGUGCCAGCUUCUCAGACCCGUGCUCCCAGAGACUCAAGGUAGAUGUUUCUUGAAAUCAAUAAAGGCUGUGUUUUAUA